Molecule: messenger RNA, 588 nt
Organism: Actinia tenebrosa (Australian red waratah sea anemone)
Lineage: Eukaryota; Metazoa; Cnidaria; Anthozoa; Actiniaria; Actiniidae
Product: large ribosomal subunit protein eL21
Biological process (GO): translation
Cellular component (GO): ribosome
Molecular function (GO): structural constituent of ribosome
Source: RefSeq, a predicted model, not a curated record
GUGCAUAUUAAUGAACCUUCCUCUUUCUUCGUUUCGGCCAUCUUGGUUCACGUGGUAGCAAGACUCUAUCAAAAUGGUGAACACUACUGGAUAUCGCCGGGGAACCCGGUACAUGUUCUCGAGGGAUUUCAGGAAACGUGGUGUCAUUCAUAUGUCAACAUACUUGAAGACCUACAAAGUUGGUGAUAUUGUCGAUGUUAAGGCAAAUGGUGCUGUUCAGAAGGGUAUGCCCCAUAAGGUAUAUCAUGGAAAAACUGGCCGAGUCUACAAUGUUACCAAGCGUGCUUUGGGUGUUGUCGUAAACAAAAAGAACAAGGGUAGAAUCAUGGCCAAGAAAAUCAAUUUGCGUGUUGAGCAUGUUCGACAUUCCAAGUGCAGAGACGACUUCUUAAGGAGAGUGAAGGAAAAUGAAACCAAGAAGAAGGAGGCUAAAGCCGCUGGAAAAGUCAUUAACUGCAAGAGACAGCCUGUUCAACCUCGUCCUAGUCACCUUGUAAGAACCAAGAGAAACAAGCCUGUCGCACUCCAACCACUUCCCUAUGAAUUUGUUAUCUAAAUGGCUGGAAUAAAGCUUUGAAAUCUUGAGAA